ACAAAAAAAAAAAACAUGAAGUUCGGGAAGGAGUUUGCAUCACAAAUGGUGCCAGAAUGGCAAUAUGCUUACAUGGACUACGCCUAUCUCAAGACUCUCCUCAAAGAGAUCAUACGCUUCAAGCAAAGAACUGAGCCUCCGGUAACCACCCCGGCCGGCCUGAAGCGGAGUCUGACAAUGUACAGAGCUUUUAGUGGCCUAAUCCAUAGGCAUGGGCACGUCGGGCAUGUCAAGAGCCCGAACAAUGCCGCCGCCGGUGGAGACAUUGAGGAUCAAGUGAUACUGGUAAAAGCCAUGAAGAGUGAGAAAUCAUAUUCUGAUGAUGGUAAUUACCAAUCAAACUUUCUCAUGUCAGCCGAAGAAGGUGGAGAGUAUGAGCUGCUUUACUUCAGGAGGCUAGAUGAUGAGCUUAACAAGGUGAACAAGUUCUAUAAGGACAAGGUGGAUGAGGUCCUUAAGGAGGCUAAUCAAUUGAAUAAGCAAAUGGAUGCUUUGAUUGCGCUUCGGAUUAAGGCUGAGAAUCCUAACAUGGACAGUGUCUAUGAAUACUCCAAUCGUAACGCCGAAAUGAGUCACCUUGCUUCUGAUGUCGCUGCAACCUCAGCUGCAUUGAAUGCAUCUACUCCUUACCGUGCUAGAUCUACAAGUAAAGGUGAUGCAGAAGUGCACAUGGAGGUAAUUGAAGAAUUUUUACUGAACAAUAGAGGGAAUUUGAAUGAUUCAAGUGCAGACAGAGAUGUCAAUGAGCCCAAAACUACUAACUCUAGUGUUCAUGAAGAGAGACCAGAUGGCAUCAAGGCCUCUAGACCAGCCCCUUUACAAAUCCUUGGCCGUGUGAAGCUCCACAACACACUUGAGACUCCCCGCUCUACCAUUAAAGGCAUUCUCAAGGUCUCCAAGAACAGAGAACUCAACCAUAAACACUUGAAGAAAGUUGAGGGACAACUGAAGCGGACAUUCAUCGAAUUUUAUCAGAAGCUUCGACUUCUUAAGAGCUACAGCUUUUUGAAUCUCUUGGCAUUCUCAAAGAUCAUGAAGAAAUAUGACAAGAUCACUUCAAGAAAUGCAUCGAGGUCUUACCUAAACAUGGUUGACGACUCCUAUCUUGGCAGCUCCGAUGAGGUCACUAAGCUCAUGGAGAGAGUGGAAGCUACCUUCAUCAAGCACUUCUCAAACUCAAACCGUAGGAAGGGCAUAAACAUCUUGAGACCAAAAGCAAAGAGAGAAAGGCACAGAAUAACAUUUUCCAUGGGCUUAUUUGUUGGUGCCGCCACAGCUUUACUAGUGGGCCUUAUUUUGAUUAUACGUGCAAGAAAUAUCCUGAACAAGGGAGGGAGUACCCUGUACAUGGAAACCAUGUUUCCCCUCUACAGCUUGUUUGGAUUCAUUGUCCUACAUUUGUUCCUGUAUGGUAUGAAUAUAUACUUCUGGAGGCGCUACCGAGUCAAUCAUCCAUUCAUAUUUGGAUUCAAACAAGGAACUGAAUUGGGGUACCGAGAAGUCUUCCUCAUCAGCUCAGGUAUUGCAGUACUUGCACUUGCCAGUGUGUUGUCAAACCUAGACAUGGAGAUGGAUCCAAUAACAAAAGAAUACAAGGCACUUACGGAACUAGUUCCUCUGGCAUUAGUUUGUCUAGUAGUUGGCAUAACAUUUUGCCCAUUUGACAUUAUAUACCGUUCAAGUCGCUUCUUCCUACUCCGAUGUACUCUCCACUCUGUCUGUGCCCCUCUCUACAAGGUUACUCUACCAGAUUUUUUCCUAGCAGAUCAGCUAACUAGCCAGAUUCAAGCCUUUAGAAGUCUGGAGUUCUACAUCUGUUAUUAUGGUUGGGGAGACUACAAAUACAGAACAAACAACUGCAAAGAUAAUGAUGUCUACAAAACUUUCUUUUAUAUAGUUGCUGUAAUUCCUUUCUGGUUCCGCUUCCUUCAGUGCAUCCGACGGUUGUUCGAAGAGAAAGACCCAAUGCAAGGAUACAAUGGACUGAAAUACUUCUCGAUCAUUUUGUCCAUUAUUAUGAGGACAGCUUACAGUUUGAAUAAGGGAAUGGUUUGGCAGGUGUUAGCCUGGAUCACCUCAGCCAUUGCAGGAAUUGUAAGCACCUAUUGGGACAUUGUUUUCGACUGGGGGCUUCUACAACGUAACUCAAAGAAUCGAUGGUUGAGAGAUAAGCUUCUUAUCUCUCACAAAAGUGUAUAUUUCGGAGCCAUAAUCUUGGAUUGUCUACUCAGAUUUGCCUGGCUGCAAACUGUUUUGAACUUUGAAGUAUCUUUCCUACAUAAAGAAGCCAUGAUUGCUGUAGUUGCAAGCCUAGAGAUAAUUCGUCGUGGCGUUUGGAAUUUCUUCAGAUUGGAGAAUGAACACCUGAACAAUGUUGGAAAGUUUCGUGCCUUCAAGUCAGUUCCUCUACCAUUUAAUGUCGAUGAGGAUGAAGAAAAAGAUGAAGACAAAUAAGGAUCAACCACAAUCCACAAAGACAAAAGAGCAUGCUAGAACAAUCAAUCUCUGCAGAAGAAUCAGAUUAAAGCAGCUUUAGGAAUUGAAAUAAACCAACAGAAGACAUGAC
Messenger RNA from Telopea speciosissima, 2566 nucleotides. RefSeq names its product phosphate transporter PHO1 homolog 3-like. Gene Ontology annotation, biological process: cellular response to phosphate starvation; phosphate ion transport. Bases 16 to 2454 code for a protein of 812 amino acids. NCBI's taxonomy places the organism in Eukaryota, Viridiplantae, Streptophyta, Magnoliopsida, Proteales, Proteaceae. The record is from RefSeq and is a predicted model, not a curated record. The transcript has 13 exons. Gene Ontology annotation, molecular function: inositol hexakisphosphate binding. Gene Ontology annotation, cellular component: cytoplasm; plasma membrane; Golgi apparatus.